GGCAAUGGCAAUGGCGUUUCAUGAUAUUGGCGGGAAAGCGCACGAGAAAGUAAUUCUCGAUUCCGUUGCAGAAGUGGUUAGAUCGUUGACUGAUGCAAAUCUUCUGUCAACGGUUAUAGACUCGUGUCAAAGGAAGCCCCAUUUGGUUCUCGUUUCUGCAACAACAUGGGUAUUUUAGGUUUAUCUAAAUUGAUCGCAGAUAUCGCACCAUUUGCUGUUAAGGAACGAGAGAUGAAACAUUAUUUUGGUCGUAAGAUAGCCAUUGAUGCAUCUAUGUGUCUUUAUCAGUUCCUUAUUGCGGUACGUAGCGAUGGGGCUCAGCUUACCUCUACUGAUGGUGAAACCACAAGUCAUUUGAUGGGUACGUUCUAUAGGACAUUACGGUUUGUAGAACAGGGAAUAAAGCCUGUCUAUGUGUUUGAUGGUAAGCCACCAGACUUGAAAGGUGGGGAGUUAGCAAAACGUGCUGAAAAAAGGGAUGAAGCGCAGAAAGCUUUACAAGUUGCAGAGGAAGCUGGAAACGCUGAGGAUGUUGAAAAAUUCAACAGACGACUAGUUAAAGUUACAACACAACAUGCAACAGAAGCUAAACAACUGCUGACUCUAAUGGGUAUUCCAUAUAUAGAUGCUCCUUGUGAAGCAGAAGCUCAAUGUGCUGCUAUGGUAAAAGCCGGAAAAGUGUUUGGUACUGCAACAGAGGAUAUGGAUGCUCUGACAUUUGGUUGCAGCGUUCUGCUUCGUCACAUGACAUUCAGCGAGGCAAGAAAAAUGCCAAUUCAAGAGUUUCAUUUUGAUAAAGUACUUGAAGGACUGGAGCUGAAUAAAGACGAGUUUAUUGAUCUUUGUAUCAUGUUGGGCUGUGAUUAUACUCAUAGUAUUCGAGGAGUGGGUCCAAAGCGUGCUAUAGAACUAAUAAAGAAACAUAGAUCGCUUGAAAAAAUUUUGGAAAACUUGGAUACAAAAAAAUAUCCCAUACCAGAGGACUGGAAUUAUAAACAAGCCCGAGCCUUAUUUCAAAGUCCUGACGUUAUAAAUCCCAAUGAAAUUGAGUUGAAGUGGUCAGAUCCAGAUGAAGAAGGCUUGGUGAAGUAUCUGUGCGGUGAUAAACAAUUUAAUGAAGAUAGGGUCCGAAGUGGCGCACAAAAGUUGAAAAAAGCUCGAGGUACUUCAACACAAGGACGUCUUGACUCAUUCUUCAAAGUUUUGCCGAGCACAACUCCCGUUAAGCGUAAGGCAGAAGAGAAGAAACCACCGGCAAAAAAAGGUAAAGCUGCCAGAGGAGGAGGUAACUUCCGAGGAAAGGCCAAGUGAGCUGGAUUAUCACCACAGAUCAGAUCUAAUGCGAUCUCAAUUCAGGCAAGUGUAGAUUGUUCAAUCAUGGUGUUGUUUCAGUGAAAGCUAAAAACUUGUACAAUGAGCUAUUGUGAAGUUUGACAUUUGAUCGAACAAAAUAUUAACUGUAUAUUAACGUGUAUCACGUGAAUCUUAGUUGUUGUUUCGUCACAUGUGAAUUACUGUUCUUUGCACAUAAUCAAUGAUCGUUGUUUCAUUUCAUGUACAUUCUCUGAAUUUCAAAUGUGAAGUCUCGUAUGGGACCAAAUUCAUUAUUUUAGUUUUAUUAUUCAAACAAAGAAUUCAUUGAAAUUGUUAGCAAACAUGUAUAUUUAUUGAAUACGCGCUUCAUGAUUUGAUAGCACCAAAUUGAAGGUAACUGACACAUUUUAAUCGUGACGGCAAUUGAUGAUUAGUUUGUAAACUUUCCUUUCUACCUAUGUAUUUACGCAGUAUACUUACAAAUACAUUUAUAAUAAACCUCCAUUAAACAUUUAUAAACUUAACACUAUUCCUUCUCGUCAUUUUCGUACUCUGCUCUUGAGCAGAUAUUUCGAGAUCGAAUAUUACUUUUAUAAUAUUAGUUAUUGUUCCUGAGAAAUAUUACCGACUUUAAGACGUUUAUUUUGAUUUUAUUAGACGGAUAGCUAUCACUUGCAGUCUAUUGCAUCGAAUCAUAACGGAUGAAUAAUUGUAAAAAUCGUUAGCAUCAGAGUGAAAUAUGAAAAAAAAAACAUGGAAAUACAUAU
This is a messenger RNA of Athalia rosae (coleseed sawfly), 2081 nucleotides long. It is a transcript of the gene Fen1, whose product is annotated as flap endonuclease 1. Gene Ontology annotation, cellular component: nucleus. The coding region runs from base 166 to 1311 and encodes 381 amino acids. Gene Ontology annotation, molecular function: DNA binding; manganese ion binding; RNA-DNA hybrid ribonuclease activity. Lineage: Eukaryota; Metazoa; Arthropoda; Insecta; Hymenoptera; Athaliidae. The record is from RefSeq and is a predicted model, not a curated record. The transcript has 9 exons.